Cuscuta epithymum is the source of this 976-nucleotide messenger RNA. Lineage: Eukaryota; Viridiplantae; Streptophyta; Magnoliopsida; Solanales; Convolvulaceae. The record is from the annotation of a GenBank genome assembly.
CGGAACUGUCCUCCUUUUAAUGUUCACUUCCUAGCUUCAUCCAUCGAUCCCCUUUAAUUCCACACCCUGCCCGGCCGCAAUAUUCAAUUUCUUCACUACUCUUUUAGUGGGCAUGGAAGAAUUCCCGGAACUCUCUCUCGGUCUCGGUGCCGCCGCUAAUAAUGAUGGCGGCGGCGCUGGUUCCGACCGAGAAAUGAUUCGACUCCCGAUGAAGAGGAAGAUUCGUCAAUUCUUCGGUGGCGGCGGCGGCGCGGGAAGUAGUAGUAGUAGUGUUGAUCUCCACCAGCCUGCGUGGAAGGAGCCCCUCCCGCUUGAUUGGGAGCAAUGCCUUGACCUUCAAUCAGGGAGAAUGUACUAUGUGAACAGAAAAACAAUGAGGAAGACAUGGGAGUGGCCGCAAAAGCAGCAGCAGAAGCUCCUCCGCCCUCCUCUCGAUCUCGAUCUCAACAUCUCCACCGGCACCCGCCAUUUCCGUACAAAACAGAAUCAUUCGUCCCCGACACCGCCGGGGAACACCGCCGCCAACGGAGGAGGAGAUAGCAUGAUUGCACUGCCGUGCUCAAAUUGCCACCUGCUGGUCAUAGUUUCUCAGGCAUCCCCUUCUUGCCCUAACUGCAAGUUCCUCCAGUACUCUAUUGCCGCCGGUAACCAGUCUCCGGCGGCUAAGCCGUUACACUCCGGCGGAUUAAGCCUCUUCCUCUGAUAAUUAAUUAUGUUCAAGGCCAUAUAGGCACAUAUAUAUAAAUAUAUACAUAUAUAUACUUAAUUAUGAUAAAUACGCCAUGCAUGUACGUAGUAUAUAUCUUUAAUUUAGUGUUUAAUUAUUUUGUUUCCAUUAAAUUAGUUUAAGGUAGCUAAGCUAGCUAGCUUGCCACUGGCUAGGGCUACAAUGUAGCCAAUUCCAAGUAGAUCGACCUCUAUAAUGUUGUUCAGUCAUAUCAGCUCAAUGCAUCAUUUUAUUUAUUAUUGUUAUUAU